Exaiptasia diaphana is the source of this 517-nucleotide messenger RNA. RefSeq lists its product as uncharacterized. Bases 126 to 485 code for a protein of 119 amino acids. NCBI's taxonomy places the organism in Eukaryota, Metazoa, Cnidaria, Anthozoa, Actiniaria, Aiptasiidae. The record is from RefSeq and is a predicted model, not a curated record. The transcript has 3 exons.
CGCUCUUUGAUGUCAGAGCGAAUAAAUACAGAGGGAGUUAUCUCCAAAUUCAUCCGAAUUAAAAAAAUUGCAUCGAAGAGCUAACAUUCUCCUACUACAGUUUAAGCCGCAAGGUCAUCGCAAGAAUGAAGUAUUUCCUCGUCAUUGCAUUGUUGGUCGUUCUUUCCUUUGUGGUUAUUGACGGCAAAGAUGUAGCCAAAGCAAACAAGCGGAGAUUUAGAGGAACUGUUUAUCCCAAGAGGUUUGACAGGAUCAAGCUUUUUGGUGAAUGGAGGAACUGUGACCACUACCAUAAAAUCGACCAAGCUGGAAAUGGCUGUGGUUGCGUAUUCAUUGGUUGCACCGGAAGUCGUGACUGCGUAUCGCCAAACAUGGUGUGCGGGCUCACUCACAGUGAAGUCAGAAAUGACGACAUCAAAGAAGGCGAUUGCAAAUGUCAAUGGCUCGAUAAAGAGAAUGGAACACCAAGUGUCACAUCUAGAUAAUCAUCUGAAAUAAAAGCUACUGUACAAAUCAA